Xenopus laevis (African clawed frog) is the source of this 1001-nucleotide messenger RNA. It is a transcript of the gene sat1.L, whose product is annotated as spermidine/spermine N1-acetyltransferase 1 L homeolog. Gene Ontology annotation, molecular function: spermidine binding; transferase activity; acyltransferase activity, transferring groups other than amino-acyl groups. Lineage: Eukaryota; Metazoa; Chordata; Amphibia; Anura; Pipidae. Gene Ontology annotation, biological process: putrescine catabolic process; polyamine metabolic process. The record is from RefSeq and is marked provisional. Gene Ontology annotation, cellular component: cytoplasm.
UGAGCUUUUGUUAUCACGGUGGCUGCAGCGAUUGAACUCUGUCGAGUCAGGGUCCCAGACUGACUAAGGAGAGCAAGCUCCUGGGAAGCGAAUGAAGAAACACGUCCUACUACUCUUCACAUACAGAGGACUUGUCAGGAAAGGAAAAAAGAGCAAGAGAAGAAAAUGGCCAAGUUUAUCAUACGAUCCGCUAAUGCCGGGGACUGUAAGGAUAUAUUGCGACUCAUAAAGGAACUGGCAAAAUAUGAGGAAAUGGAGAACCAAGUUGUCCUAACUGAGAAAGAUCUGCUUGAAGACGGAUUUGGAGAACAUCCAUUUUACCACUGUCUUGUUGCUGAAGUGCCUAAGGAGACCGAGAGUGUCGAUGGGUAUACAGUUGUUGGGUUUGCAAUGUACUACUUCACAUAUGACCCGUGGAUUGGAAAAUUGCUUUAUCUGGAAGACUUCUUUGUGAUGGAUGAAUUCAGAGGUUUUGGCAUGGGAUCAGAGAUAUUCAAGCACUUGGGUCAAAUUGCGAUGAAGUGUCGCUGCAGCAGCAUGCACUUCCUGGUUGCAGAAUGGAAUGAGCCAUCCAUAAAGUUCUACAAGAGACGUGGCGCAUCUGACCUUUCUACAGAAGAAGGAUGGCGCCUCUUCAAAAUCGAUAAAGAGUACUUGUGUAAACUUGCAGCUGAAGAGUGAGAACUCUUCCAGAGGCAGCAAAUAUCUCAAUAAAAGAAUAACCUUCUUGAUUGUUUGCAUGUCAUUAUUGUAGUUUAAUUGUAGAGUAGCUACUCCAAAGCUUUAUUACCAGUGACAUUGAAACGUGUCUCCCGAUCUCCUAGCAAAACUAUUGUGGCAACAUUUUCCAAGAGUUCUUCAAACCUUAGUCUCCCAGUUGUCGGUAUUAUAUGUAACUUCAUUGUUGUAAGUCAUUUGUGUACAAUGUACACACUGGUAUGUAGGUUUCUAUUUGUACCAUUAACCUGUUUUUAUGAAUUAAAAGAGCAGUAUUUGUUCUA